Messenger RNA from Cyclocybe aegerita, 1797 nucleotides. The record is from the annotation of a GenBank genome assembly. NCBI's taxonomy places the organism in Eukaryota, Fungi, Basidiomycota, Agaricomycetes, Agaricales, Hemipholiotaceae.
AUGUGUGACCAGGCUGAGGAUCCAAUCACGGUUUUCUGGGAUAUUGAAACGGCAAGACUGGACUGCUCAGCUGCGCGCAGCCUCUCCACCUAUGAUGUCGUGGACAACAUCCGGGCCGCCAUCUCGAGGCAUGGAGUCAUAAAGACCCUGAGGGCAUAUUGGGAUACCGCGACCACAUCCCUAAUAAGCGCUUCACGAAUCCGUUCAGAACUAGCGUCGUCUGGAGUUUCGCUGAUCGACUGUCCGGGAGAAGGGAGAAAAGGAGCUUCUACCAAGCGGCUUUUAGUCGAUCUCAUCUGCUAUGCAUGGGAUAGCAGGCCUUCCUCAACUAUCUGCGUCAUUACCGAAGACCGCGACCUCGCAUACGCCAUCGCGACGCUGCGCAUGCGCAAGUACCGUCUUUUACUCAUGGCACCAGCAAGUGCCCACCAGGAUUUGAUGUCGCAGGCGUCGGUUCAGAUGGACUGGAGCAGAUCGAGCCUCGGCAACAGUGGCACUGGCCCGAAUGACCGCGACGAUAGAGACGAGGAGCCGCCGCCGUCAUCUCGCCCGCGAGGAUCUUUUGUAGAGCAGAUGGCCUCACAUAUACCUCCGCCCACUGCACCGCUCAAUGCGCGUUUUAAAACAUUUGGACCAGUGCACGGCGGGUCUGCACCUUCUGUCGAGGUGCACGACAUGGCCCCUCGCUGUCGAAGGAAUUCCGUGUUUCCGAAGGUCUACGCCUCAGAUUACAAUGGUCCCGGCAGUUUUUGGGACGGAUCCAUGUCACCUCCGCCUAGAAACAUCCCUUCAUUCGGGCUCGGAGAUGGUCCUCUGUUUCCUAGGCCUCAUUCACGAUUCAGGCUCAAGCCCUCUCGCUCGGAUUCGGCACCGCCGAACAUCUCUCAUUCGAGCCUUCCUGCAACCCCACCUCCAACAACGCCUCGACCCCACUUCGCAGACGCAGUUCUCGAACCGUCUGUCCCUGCCGCGACUGCAACUUCAAAAGGAAAGGAAAGAGCAUUCCCAAUUCAAGAUACAGACGAUGUUGCCCCUCUAGUCACAUCCUCUCCAACCCCAGAUACCUCUGCAUUCCAGCCUUUCGAAGACAACCAAACAUCAACGACAAGGACCGUGACGCCUGAGUGGAAAGGUGUACGAGCGCAGGCAGCUUCUGUUCGCACUGUUUCCUCCAGCUCCAGAGGCGACAGUGUUUCCUCAGUCAUUGAACAACCUGACGCAUCGAGUGCACCAACUGCUGCUGAGCAUCCGGAUGAAGAUUGUAACGAGAAGCAACAGUUGGCAGCCCAAACCAUGCCCUUACAUAUCUCCAAGACACCAGCAACACCAGCACCCUCAGCCUCCCAACCCUCUCCGAGUUCUCGACGAAAAGAGGACUCGUGCACUACGGGCAGUGUAGCUGCCACCAUCGCAUCAGCUACAGUAAAAACUACCCCUCAAGAGGUUCCCAAACCGAUGCCUUUGUUACAACCAGCUGUUGCCUCGACAAGCACAAAUGCAUCAACGAAAACCCUACCGCUCCACAACACGGCUGUUGCAGCAUCAAGCCCGGCCCUAUCAGCAAAACCCCCAGUGAUUUGGGUCCCUUUGGUCAAUACUCUUCGCAGCGCAGGUGGUAAUGCCAGCGGUUCCAGCCUUGGUGGUCUACUCUUGAAGGACGACCCAAAAACUUAUCAGAAGGCUGGGACUUCCAAAUUGAAGGCUUAUCUCGAAGCAGCUGUUGCCGCUGGGAUAGUGAGAACGACUGGCUCACGGCUGACCAGCGUUCAUGUGCAUUUGGCCAAUCCUUACAAAUAA